Messenger RNA from Spodoptera frugiperda (fall armyworm), 2768 nucleotides. Its product is annotated as T-cell immunomodulatory protein. Lineage: Eukaryota; Metazoa; Arthropoda; Insecta; Lepidoptera; Noctuidae. The record is from RefSeq and is a predicted model, not a curated record. Gene Ontology annotation, cellular component: plasma membrane. The transcript is spliced from 2 exons. Bases 105 to 1877 code for a protein of 590 amino acids.
AGUAAUCGGAAACGUCAUUGAUCUGUUCAGACGUUCAGUGUUCAAUCAAAGAAAAUAAAAAUAUUGUUGACUUCUUUGUGAAAUGUAUUAUAAAUAACGCCAAAAUGUUCUUCAAAACAUUAAUUUAUAAAAUUAUUUUUAGUGUAGUAUUGACUAGUAGUUAUGCGAUAAGUGAUAUGACUGAGAGUUCUUUCGGAAAACACAAAGAAGGUGUUAUAGCUGCGUUUGGAGAUUUCAACUCAGAUGAAUUAACUGAUGCCUUUGUUAUUAAAAAUUUCUCAAGCGUGGAUGUCUAUUUAGCUUACGAUAAGGAGCCGUUCUUGAGGCCUUCGACAUAUUCUUGUAAUUUUAGUAACAUAAUCAUAACAAGUGUUGUGCCAGGCGAUUUUGACGGAGAUGCUUACAUGGACAUAUUGUUGACGACACAGAGUGUGAAUGAUACUUCUAAUUUACAUACGGUAAGAAUAUUAUGGGGUGGAGAGUCUACUUUAAACUGCUCUGAUGCUUUGUUUAUAAAGGCUAUCUCAGUAGGACAGCCAUUAGUAAUUGAUUAUAACAGAGAUAUGAUACUGGACCUUUUUGGAAUGAAUACACAAAACCAAAGAGUUUUUUGGGUGUUUGAUGAGACAAGGACAACACCAGCUGAGAAGCAAAUGGGAGAUGACUUGUUCAAGAUGAUAAAACUGCCACAUUCACACUCAUUUUUGGAUGUUAAUGAAGAUGAUGCUGCAGAUUUGCUUGUUACAACUACAACUAAUGUUGAAGUAUGGCUGAAUGAUGAAAUAGAAGGGUUCAGAUUUAACAAUAGUAUUGAACUACUUGUAGGCCAUCCAACUAUUUAUGGUCAAGCAUUGUUUCUAGAUGUUGCUCUCUCUGGUCAAUUCUUUUUAGUUAUUCCUGUUUGCUAUGAUUUUCAAUGUCUCAAUAGUACUAUAUUGAUUUAUGAUAAUCAAAAGUGGCAUGACCUUCAAGUGGACUUUAAUGAUGGCAAGGGAACAUUAUGGCGGUUUGUGCCACCAAGAGAUGAGAUUUAUUUAGAUACUAUCACUAUGAGAAGUGGAGAUUACAAUAUGGAUGGCUACCCAGACAUCUUGAUGACACUGAGUCCUGUGAAUUCUAAUGAAACCAGGGCUUUCCUACUUCACAAUAUUCCGUGCAACUUGCCAGGUUGCAAGUUUUAUAGAACAUUUGAAGUACAGUGGGACAGGUUUGAUUCCUUUGGCAAAGAUGUUAUAAUGGCCACCUUUUACGAUUUCUACAUGGAUGGUGUACUUGAUAUUAUAUAUGUCAAGAAAAAUUCAACCACACUGAAACAUACCAUGCAUUCAUUUAGAAAUGAAUUAGAAUAUGACACAAAUUUCAUUAAAGUUAUUGUCGUUACUGGAUUGACUAAUGAAAAACUGCCAGUAAAUAAUAGAACUUUGUACAACAGAAAAGUCACAUUUGGCACCAAUCUGCCAGGCCCUAAAAUAGGGUACAACACAUGGUCCCAAGAGGGCACAUACAGGACAGGUGUUUGUGCACAACUGUCACAGUCUGCAUAUUUUUCGCUACAGUUACCAUACUCCAUUUUUGGCUUGGAUCGCACUCCCAAUUUUGUGGACACUUUGAAUGUAGGCCUUUCAGGUUAUUCCAAAAGUUGGACUCAAAUUAUACCAAAUUCUCAGAUAGUUGUAAUACCAGCACCACCCAGUGACCCUUCACAGUGGAAGGCUCAACUGUUUGUUACACCUAGCAAAGUAAUUCUUAAAAGUGUAUUUGUAUUGACUGCUAUCAUAGUAAUCAUUACUGGAUGUGUCUUGUACUUGCAUUGGAAAGAAAGAAACGACAGGCAGGACAUAAUAGAAAUUGAUGAAAAGACUUAUGUUAAAAUUUGAUACUUUAUAGGUACCUGAUUUAAUGUGUAAUCAUUAGGUAUAAUUAUGAUUUAUAGUAUUUAAGACAACUCAGGAUAAAGUGACUGAAAUAUGGAUAACUGGAUUCUUCAAAUUUUCACAUAGCUCAAUGUUAUUAUUGUAUGGCUACCUUAUUGGUUGAGUGGUUGCUGGUGCGACUGCCGUAAAGUAUUAUAUGUAUUAUUUAUCAUGUUAGUUUUUUGGUUUACGAAAAUUCAUGGUAAUAGCCUGGAUUCUAAAAUGCCAGUGUAUGGCAAUAGGUUCACAAGAUACAUUGUUGGUAAAAUGUAGGUAUGUAUGGUGCUUGUGCACCUCUACCUACCUUUGGUGAUUAAAAGAUGUGAUGUUUACAAAAGCACCUCAAGUAACAAUUUGUUAUUUUAUACCUUCAGCAUAACAGAAUCAGAUUUAUACAUACAACUAUGUUUUCGUUUCACAUUAGCUGGUAAGUGUAUUAUUAUCAUUCUGCUGUAACUUCUGUAAUCAUAUACUUUGCUUAUUAUUUCCUACAUUUCUUUAAAUACAUAAUGGAUGAAAUAUUUGAAAACAUUGUUACACUUAUAAGAUUGCCUAUUAGAUCACUCUGGUAUAUAGAUAUCUGGGUCAAUAUUGGGUAAUUGCAUCUGUUGAAGUGUAUUAUAUAAGUCAAUUAAACUAAUUACAAAAAAAUAUCUCAAUAUUUAUUUUAAAAAAUAUAGAAAGAAAUAUGUUAAAGUUUGCACACCUGUAUAAUAUUUUGUUAUAUAUUUUUUCUUUAUAAGUUAAUUAAAAUAAAUGCUAUAAUUAUAUGUUAAGGAUGUUAUUGAUCAAGUUUCUGUGAUAUCAUUGUUGAAUCUAUAGUUUGUGUGAGAAAUAAAAAUGUUUGAUAUUAUA